CCCUCCCCAGCCUUGCAUGGACCCCUGGAAUUUUGGGGGAUCCCAAAAUGGGGGAUUCAGAAAAUCCCGGGAAUCCCCCAAAGGAGGAGGAGGAGGAGGAGGAGGAGGAAGAGGAGGAGGAAGAGCUGGACCCCCGGAUCCAGGAGGAGCUCGAGCACCUGAACGAGGCCAACGCUGAAAUCAACAGAGGAGAAACGGAGCUGGAUGCCGCCCGGUGCCGCUAUCGCCGCGUGCUCUCGGAAUCCGCCCGGAAAUUGAAUUCCCAGGGAUCCCAGCUGGGAACCUGCAUCGACAGAGCCCGGCCCUACUACGAGGCCAGGAGGAGAGCCAAGGAGGCCCAGCAGGAGACUCAGCGCGCGGCGCUGCGUUACGAGCGCGCCGUGGGAAUGCACAACGCCGCCAGGGAAAUGGUUCUGGUGGCAGAGCAGGGCCUGGGCUCGGCCAAAAAUCGCCUGGACCCCACCUGGCAGGAGAUGCUGAACCACGCCACCAGGAAGGCCCAGCAGGAGACUCAGCGCGCGGCGCUGCGUUACGAGCGCGCCGUGGGAAUGCACAACGCCGCCAGGGAAAUGGUUCUGGUGGCAGAGCAGGGCCUGGGCUCGGCCAAAAAUCGCCUGGACCCCACCUGGCAGGAGAUGCUGAACCACGCCACCAGGAAGGGAACUGGGAGCACUGGGAGCCGGCCCUACUUCGAGAUGAAGGCACAGCUCAACCUCCGGCUCGAGGGAACUGGGAGCACUGGGAGCCGGCCCUACUUCGAGAUGAAGGCACAGCUCAACCUCAGACUGGAGGAACACAAAUCCCGGGUGAAUUCCCUGGAAUCGGCCGUGGCUCAGGCCAAGCUCCGUUAUUCCGUUGCCCUUCGGAACCUGGAGCAGAUCAGCGAGGAAAUCCACGCCCGCAGAUUCCAGAGAAUCCUCCGGAAAAAAAAAACCCGGGAAAACCCCCUGGGGGCUGAGGAGGGGGGUGGUGGAACCCCCAAAAACGAA
This is a messenger RNA of Sturnus vulgaris (Common starling), 989 nucleotides long. The record is from RefSeq and is a predicted model, not a curated record. Lineage: Eukaryota; Metazoa; Chordata; Aves; Passeriformes; Sturnidae.